AGUUCACCCAGGGCACCAUUUUCCCUAAGGCCGGCCCUGGGUGGCCACUGAGCAGGGGGGUGGGGAGGGGGCAUUAAAUAGACUCUCUCACACGUGAAACCACCAUAUGAUUUCCCUGCCGCCUGUCACAUCCCAUCUCCAUCGCCAACCGGGCCCGGGGAGGGAAAUCUUAUCCCGCCCCCCAUUGAACAAGCAACUCCAGGCUCAUCCUGGAGUCUUCGAUGGCGAGCUCAGGGGCUCUCCUGGUUUUAUCCUUCGCGGAGGGAAUUUCCUCCAUGCUGGAGCACCCACCACUGUCCAGCCGCUGCUGGAGCAGAGCAGCCCCGGCCCAUUGGCUCUCGGUAUUUAUCCAGCACCCAUGGCUCUGGGAUCCAGAUGCUGAGACAGAUUUGCUAUGGAGUGAAGCUUCCCAGCUCCCUGGGUGAUCCAUUGAUGGCAGCAAUGGAGGAGAAGUGACAUCCUCCAGAGGAUAUUUGGGUGGGAGAGAGGCCAUUGCCCUUACCGCUAGGAUCUCAGCCCAAACACACUCUCCCGAGGUGGCUGCCUGGUCUGCCCCAUGACCCCUGAAUCCCCUUCUCUCUUUACAAGCCUGUAGGACUGAGACCCUAGUACACUUCCCAGCAGGCCAAUAAGCCCCCAAUAACCCGUCUGCCUGUAACAGCCGGUCACAUGCUGCCGAGGAAGGAGGAAGGAAGGAUUUAUGCUGCCUCAUUGUACCGCAGGCAACAUCCAACGGCUUCAGGGAGCCAAACUCCCUCUAGCCCCAGCCCCUGGCGCUUGAGGAUGGGUCAGGUCAGGGAGCAGCUCAGUGAGAACCAAAACAGAGGCUUGGCCAUGCUGAGAAAGCCACCCCACUGCUAGCCAUGGGGUGAGGGGCCCCCAUGGUCAAAACCCACCCUGGCUCGGGCUAGCUCCGUAAGCUGCCCCAGUGCUCCCAAGCGGCCAGGGAAGGGAAGAAGGAGUGAGCUGAGCUCAGGGGAAUGGGGAAGCAGAGACCCAAGGGGGAGAGAGCAGGUUGCCAGAGAGAUGAAGCAGGCAGCCAGUGAGAAGGGAAGGGCCUGAGAGAGGCAGGAAAGGGGGAGAAGACAGCAGGGGCGACCAGGAAUGUGGGGAGGGUGAAGGGAGGACUGAAAGUGGGGCUCACUCCUAAAAUAACCCACCUGCCUUUGACUAACCCCGGCGAGCCAAGAGCCCCCGUGGCUACCCCUCCUCAUCCACCCAGACAAGCAGCUCAGAGUCAGCGCUCGGGAAAACCCGAGGGGUGUAAAAAUAGUGCCAGAGCAGCACAGCUCACCCGGCAGGGGCUGAGAGGCGAGCGCUCUGUUCACCACACGGUCAGGCUCAGAGAGGCCUGCAGGGAGCCCAAAAUAGUCCUCUGGCUCUGCAGUGCUGGGGAGGUCCUUGCGGUGGGAGGCUGGAGAUGGGGCCAGGAGGGAUGGCUCAGCUCUAAGACCCCAUUCAAUGACCCUGCCUGGUUGUCACAAGAGCAAUUCCCCCAGCAGGGCCCCGGGUACCUCUUGACGGCAAGCAAGUCAGGAGACUCCCUUCCAAACAUGCUGCCAAUUUGUAGCAGAGCCUGGCCCAGACCCCUGUUCUGUAACCAGCGCUGGACACAUCCGAAGCUUCAGUCUGGGUGUGGGCCAGGCUGUUAAAGUCUCGUCCCAUGUUGUCUCCGGAUCCCCGGAGCCAUCUGUAAUCAUGAGGUAGCUGGAUGUUCCACACUGCUGUGUAAUCACCUCCCUGAGACUCAAGGGGCAGGUGUUGGCUUUGGAGAUGAAAUGAGACACACCCACCCCAAGCAGCAGGAAUCCAGAAAGCCCCAGGACCAUUCCCCCUCUCCGCUCUUCCUGGAGAACAGCGGCUCUCCCUCACUUUACUUGUUACUGUUGGUCACCACCCCCAUCAGCCAGCACUCAUCUCCAUCUGGGGGCAGGAAGAGGCUGCAGCUCAUGGGGCUGGGAGCAGCUGCCGGGCUGCCCUCCUGCGAGCCACAUCUGGCUGCAGUCGCCAUCAAGAUCAUAGGAGAGUCUCUAAUGAACCUCAGCUCCUUCUAAUUGAGCAGCACCGCUCAUUAAUGUUAGAAUUGCUGUGUGCUGCAAACCUGUUGGGCACAAUCGCCUUUUCCUCCCUUAGGCUCUUGCUUACGAAGAGCCAACAACUGGCACCUCUUACAUGCAGCCACAAAGAUUCAGGAGUUACACAGCCGGCCAAAAACCUUGACGCUCUGAUGCCUGAGGGACUCUUCCUGCUGCCCAGAUGUUGGCCCUCAGGCUACUUCUCCCACUGCUUCCUUCCAUGAACGCCACCUCACUACCCAUCAUAUUUUUUUCCUCUUGUCUCUUCUCUUGCAGGUGUCACAUGGGGAACCUUCUUAAAGUGUUGACUUAUAACGACCUUGAACAAGGCCCUAAUUUUUUCCUUGACUUUGAACAUGCUCAGCCCACAGAAGCCGAGACAGCUGUGUGGAACCAGGUCAACGCAGUGCUAGAGGAGGCACAGACAAUCCUGGCUGAACUGCAGUCCUACACGGGGGCUGGCCUGGAGAUUAGAGAGGCGAUCCAAAAUCCCAAUGACCUCCAGCUACAGGAGAAGGCCUGGAACGCCGUGUGCCCUCUAGUGGCAAAGCUGAAACGCUUCUAUGAGUUCUCUCUUCGACUGGAGAAUGCUCUGCGCAGCUUGCUGGAGGCACUGACCAGCCCACCCUAUGCCCCAACUCAGCACCUGGAGAGAGAACAAGCCCUAGCAAAGCAGUUUGCAGAAAUCCUACACUUCACCCUCACCUUUGACGAGUUCAAGAUGACCAACCCUGCCAUCCAGAACGAUUUUAGCUACUACAGAAGAACCCUCAGCCGAAAUCGCAUUAACAAUUUACAGUUGGAUGCCGAGAGUGAUGUUAACAAUGAAAUGGCCAACAGGAUGUCUCUCUUCUAUGCAGAGGCCACGCCUAUGCUUAAAACUCUAAGCAACGCCACAACCAAGUUUGUUUCAGAGAACAAGACCCUCCCCAUUGAGGACACAACUGACUGUCUAAGCACCAUGGCCUGUGUCUGCAGGGUGAUGCUGGAGACCCCGGAAUACAGGAGCCGGUUCACUAACACCGAGACCCUUCUCUUCUGCAUGCGAGUGAUGGUUGGAGUCAUCAUCCUCUAUGAUCACGUUCACCCCGUGGGGGCUUUCGCAAAGACCUCCAAAAUCGAUAUGAAAGGAUGCAUCAAAGUCUUGAAAGAUCAGCCUUCAACCAGCACAGAGGGGCUCCUGAACGCACUGAGGUACACCACUCGGCACCUCAAUGAUGACACCACAUCCAAGCAGAUCCGGGCCCUGCUGCAGUGAGAGUCUCGAGAGCAGUGGGGUGGGGGCGGGAUCUGUCCCGCUGGGGCCUGGAGGCUUCACUUAGAACUGUCAGCAGAAAAUUUUAAAAGUUGCCAUGUUGCUAUAAAUAACCAUGAUCAUAUUUCUCAUUUUGUAAAGAAAGGGAAAAGGGUUUUAAAAAGAUAAAAAGACAGAAAUACAAGAACAAACUAAGCAGCCCACAAAUCCGCUCUCUCCAGCGUCCCCCUCCCCACCUACCUCCCUCCAAAAAAGAUCAGUGUCCAACUCUGACAGGCUGUGUGUCACCCACUCCGUGUGUCUCCGUUCCCCCGCCCCCUCGGUGGUGACGUGACAUGCCCAGUUCUUAGCCUGCCUGAGCUUGGGCUGGGGGCUAGGAGAUGGAAGCCCGGGAGCAGGGGAGCGUCCCCACGGUUCCCACAGGGGUACAGUGUAGGGUCACUUUAUCUGGACUAUGCCCCCCAAGUGUGAAGGGAGGGGUCCAGGGCAGGGCUGGCAGGAAGCCUCCCUUCCUGACAGAUGUAAAUAAAGUGCGUGAAUUGCUCCAAGGGUCCGGCUGUGACGAUGACGAUGAAGAAGAAGAAGAAGAAGGCGGCAUCAUCUUUAAAUCCUCUCACACUGAGUCCAUUGAAAAUAGCUCAGUGGUACCUUUUAGAUUUUUAAUAUAAAAAUUAAAAUCCACUCACCUGUUAUUUUGUACAUUUUUGUGUGA
This is a messenger RNA of Gopherus evgoodei (Goodes thornscrub tortoise), 4042 nucleotides long. RefSeq names its product protein FAM49A-like. Gene Ontology annotation, molecular function: small GTPase binding. Gene Ontology annotation, biological process: regulation of actin filament polymerization. The transcript is spliced from 10 exons. The record is from RefSeq and is a predicted model, not a curated record. Bases 2257 to 3333 code for a protein of 358 amino acids. NCBI's taxonomy places the organism in Eukaryota, Metazoa, Chordata, Testudines, Testudinidae.